Rhodotorula toruloides NP11 is the source of this 897-nucleotide messenger RNA. Its product is annotated as 20S proteasome subunit beta 5. Gene Ontology annotation, molecular function: threonine-type endopeptidase activity. Bases 1 to 897 code for a protein of 298 amino acids. The record is from RefSeq and is a predicted model, not a curated record. Lineage: Eukaryota; Fungi; Basidiomycota; Microbotryomycetes; Sporidiobolales; Sporidiobolaceae. The transcript is spliced from 11 exons. Gene Ontology annotation, cellular component: proteasome core complex.
AUGGACAAGCUCGUGCAGCGUUACGCCAAGUCACCAGCGACAUCCGCCUACUCGUCGCGCCGCUACGCCCAGGAGGACAUUGCGAGCGAGGAGUACGGCUAUGCUCUCCCUCUCGGACGGGGCAUCGAGCGCUGCCCGGUGCCCAACUUCGAGAUGCCUGCGACUAUCGACCCCACCUCCUUCCUCCAGCUCCACACUGACGACGCCUCGGACCCGUCAUGCCGGAUCAAGAUCAAUCACGGCACGACAACGCUCGCGUUCAAGUUCCAGGGAGGGAUUGUUGUGGCGGUCGACUCGCGGGCAACGGCGGGAAGCUACAUCGCGUCCGGGACGGUCAAGAAGGUGAUCGAGAUCAACCCUUACCUGCUCGGAACGAUGGCCGGUGGUGCUGCCGACUGCCAAUACUGGGAGACGUACCUCGGCAUUCAAUGCCGCCUUCACGAGCUGCGGAAUCACGAGCGAAUCUCGGUUGCGGCGGCGAGCAAGUACCUCGCGAACCUGGUCUACUCGUACAAGGGGAUGGGCUUGUCCAUGGGAACGAUGAUCUGCGGAUGGGACAAGACGGGUCCCGCACUGUUCUAUGUUGACUCCGAUGGCUCGCGGUUGAAGGGCGACCUUUUCUCCGUCGGUUCCGGCUCGACCUUUGCCUACGGCGUGCUCGACCAGGGCUACCACUACAACCUUUCCGACCAGGACGCGAUCGACCUCGGCCGCCGAAGUAUCUACGCCGCCGGUCACCGCGACGCUUUCUCCGGCAACACGAUCAACCUGUACAUCGUCAAGGAGGACGGCUGGAAGUUCAUCGAGAACGUCGACGUCAACGAGUGCCACUACGACCGCGGCAUGGCGGCGAAGCACCUCCAGACUCAGGCGGGACCGGUUGCGACGGCUGCAUGA